AUGACUUCCUUAGCCUCAACUAAUCCCUAUGGACCCGGGCCUUCACAAGCCGUUCCCAACACGAGCCUACCAGGGAAAUACCCCUCAAAAUCACAAGACAAACUUAGAGAAAAGGUUUUACAAAUUGUAAAGUCUCUAAGGACUGCUCUUCCUGCUGGCGACGAAACUUUUAGCUUCGACAACGAGAAUUCGACCACAACACCGAGGUUUGGCGACCUAUCGCAAUACAACGUCGUUGACAUAUAUGAAAAAUAUCUAUGGGAAACCGAGGUGAAUCGGAUUCUUUCCCGCUUAAACAAUCCUCAACAGCCCCUAGAAUCGGCUCUCAGUCGCGAACUCGCCUCAAGUAUCAACAGUACAGGAUUCACUUGGCUAGAAAGGCUUUCCGACCAGUUACUCUGUGCACUGUCUAUAUACGGGCUGGACGAUAAUCUGAUGGUCGCCUCCGAAUCACAGAGGCGGAUAUCAGAUAGAGGGUUCAUCAUUGGGCGAAGCUUUGAAAGGCUUGAGAGAAGGCUCGGUUCAGUGCCAGAGAUCAUACGCAAAGGUGGUAUACGAGAGCGCCACGCAGUUCGACGAGAUAUCGAAGUGAAUGAGCAGUACAUGCUUCGCGAUGGGGUUGUCGGUGUGACAGAUAGUGAGGCGCCGAUCUACUACCACCUUGUUGACUAUGUUACCGAAACUCUGGCGCGGCUACUGUGCGACGACUUUACCUCAGAUGAGGUUGAUUGGGUCAGCAUAGUCGUCACAGUACUUGCCAAAUAUUCAACAAAGCUGAAGGUUCUUUCCAGUGAACUGCCAAAAUAUGGCGUUGAGGCUCUAGAUAGACACUCCCACAUUCGACAGGACUUGGGGUACUAUCCGGUCACCGCAGCUGAGAACCCGUCUGAAAUUAGUCUUGAUGUGACAGCAGGGUUUCUAGAUCGAGACAACAAUUCAAAUCCGACGCGAGGUCCUGGGGACCGCUACAUUGCAACUUAUAGUUCAGAUAUGAGUGCGAUAUCGAACUGGAUAUUCCGCCUUCUGUGGCAUAUUUUCAGCGACUUGAAUAUUCGAAACACUCGAAGUAGACAGACAGAUGAGUUCGAAGUCUCUGCUGUUGUUUUUUCAGCAGGAUCGCGAGGCAUUCCCACCAUUACCUUUCAGAAUCGGCUGGGACACAUCUCAGGUUCCUCAUCUGGUGUAGCAGUUGGGAUGUUUCGCCGUGCUUUUGGUCUCCUACGAAACACUGCUUUCGAUAUCCAGAACAGCUCGAGCCAGGCAAUUGCAUCAAGGAGAGUCCUAUCACAGUUGUCUAUCCAAAGAGGGGCUUCUUUCUCCGUCGAACUGAAAACCAUGGCUGAAGUAAUGAGUGUUAUGGUCAUUUCAUCGUGUAUGGAUCCGUCUGCGAUGGAUGACAUGGUGCGGCUUUGUGCUUCGUUACGGGUUUCACACAUUCUUACCAGGAUUUACGAUUCAGUCCAAGGUUUUAAGGGCUUUGUAAGUCUGUACAACACUCUUUCACGGAAAGAUCUUACGUCACUGCGAAGGAGCCUUCCACUGUCUGAUUACUUCGACUCAACCGGGAACUACCGACUUCCUUCUCAACUGAGGCAGGUUGAGAGAAAUCCUCGACAACAUGACUUGGAAGCCAUUAGAGCAGUUGAAGAACAGAUCCCAGCAUCAAAACGUAAAAGGGUCUCGGACUCGGCCAGUAAAUGGGCAAUCGAAGAGCACGCUGUUAGCGUAAGCUGUCUACCGUAUACCCUUUCGAUACUGGUGGGAUGUGCCAUACUUGUUCUUGGUGGACUUAUGGCUGGCUUUUUCGUCGGUUCGCGUAUCGACGGCGUGGAUCCUUUUAAUAUCACCAUGUUUGCUUGGAUCGUGGCAGCGUUUAUCAUCCUGGUUUCAAAGAGCAUUCGUGUUGGCGAAUGGACUUGGAGAGACUUUUUGAAGAGUCGCGUCACUUGUCGAACUGUAAGCGAGCUGGCAAAUGUCACAAACUUGCCCGAGCAAAACAUCAUAAUGCAUCUCCUAUCAUCCGAGAGGGAAACUCCAUUGGUUUUUAGAGGGCCUUAUAACAACGUAUUUUCCAAUACCGGAGCUGAAGGAUUCUCUGUGGAUGUUAAGCCGACCGUCGGCACGCUCUUCGCCAGCGGUUUAAUUGUUUUGGAGGUUCUGGUGGAGAGUGGCUCGGCGCUUGUUUGCCUUGAUCUACGACCUGUGGUAACUACAAUCGACAGUGACACUGAAGGAAACAGUCAUAAUCCGAGUAUACGCGGUUACCAGGUAGUUGAUAGAUUAGGGAAACAGCGGAUGGUGCACAGGCAGCGCAAGCCGUGCCGAGUACUGGCUUGCAAGGAUCCGCCUAUUCAGGACGAAACGGAGAAGGAUAUCUUGUUUCGAAAACAGGUGCUUCACUGGGAGAAGAUUAUUGGUGUCUAUAAUAGGCUAACUCAAACUGUAAGAUAG
This is a messenger RNA of Fusarium mangiferae, 2451 nucleotides long. RefSeq lists its product as uncharacterized. The record is from RefSeq and is a predicted model, not a curated record. Bases 1 to 2451 code for a protein of 816 amino acids. The transcript has a single exon. Lineage: Eukaryota; Fungi; Ascomycota; Sordariomycetes; Hypocreales; Nectriaceae.